Messenger RNA from Hordeum vulgare subsp. vulgare (domesticated barley), 583 nucleotides. RefSeq lists its product as uncharacterized. The record is from RefSeq and is a predicted model, not a curated record. Bases 157 to 450 code for a protein of 97 amino acids. Lineage: Eukaryota; Viridiplantae; Streptophyta; Magnoliopsida; Poales; Poaceae. The transcript has a single exon.
CCGAUUACGCAUUUAUGCAAGUUGCCAACCAACGCCAACGCUCGCCACUGUCGCCUCACUCACCGCUCCCCACAUAUAUCCUCUCGCUCCGCCGCUCCAACCAAUUUCCACGCCGAGAGCAGAGAGAAACAGGGAGGGAGGGAGGGAGCCGCUGGCAUGAACUGCAUCAAGAUUCUCGUACUGCUCUCCCUCAUCCCUCUCGCGCUGAGGGGAGCGUCGCUCCUCGUCGUCCCGUCACCCUCCUCCGUCGACCCCGCGUCACGCGCCGGCGUCCUGGCUCCGGUGCAGGCGGAGCAGUGGAGGCAGCAGCGGAGGAGGACAGUGGGUCGUCAGACUCGGGGCGGCCGCGCCACUACCAUCGCCCCCUUCGCCCCGCGGCGGUUCGGCGGCUUCUUCCAGGAAGACAAGAGGUUCGCGCCCACGGGGUCGAACCCGCUGCACAACCUGUGAUCGGCGGCCGGUGGGCUUGACUGCUUCAGCCUCCCUGUCUUUGCAAAGUCUACCGUAUUCGUGCAGUGUAAUUUUCCUCUUGUACAUAUGUGCGCUCUAUCGAAUCAGCUAUUGAUUUUUGCACUGAUAUAAA